This is a messenger RNA of Oncorhynchus kisutch (coho salmon), 5396 nucleotides long. Its product is annotated as potassium voltage-gated channel subfamily G member 4-like. The transcript has 7 exons. Gene Ontology annotation, biological process: potassium ion transmembrane transport; protein homooligomerization; action potential. Gene Ontology annotation, cellular component: membrane; voltage-gated potassium channel complex. The coding region runs from base 594 to 2360 and encodes 588 amino acids. Gene Ontology annotation, molecular function: protein binding; delayed rectifier potassium channel activity. The record is from RefSeq and is a predicted model, not a curated record. NCBI's taxonomy places the organism in Eukaryota, Metazoa, Chordata, Actinopteri, Salmoniformes, Salmonidae.
CGUUAGAUAAUCGCUUUUAUUCUCAAAUCUGACAAUGCGCUUCCAGUUGCCGCCUGUCCCCAACCACCUGCUGGACCAAUGUAGAUGAUGUGGAAUUAAUACGGAUAGGAGAAAAAACACUCCAGAUUAGUUCCCGAAAGUGAACGCGCUGUACCUACUCUGUAGGGACGGACCUGUGUUGCGGGGAGACGAGCAGUUCCCACUGGGCACAGACGUCAAUUCAAAGUAUAUUCCACGUGAAACAACGUCGAUUCAACCAGUGUGUGCCCAGUGGGUUGUGUUUGGAACAAGACAAGAGCUCUCGGGGUAGCCUAAACAUGGACAGACAUCACUCCCAUUUCGUUUCGUACUUUGUUUUCGCUCCCGGUCAGUUUUUGAAUAGGCCCACCAUAGUUCCGUAAAGUUGUCUGCGUGCAGCGGAGCGCACGUAUGGCUGGUCAAUUUGAAGGAUGUUGACGCGAAAUAAUUCGCCUAUGAUGGAAGUAAAUUCACCAUAAAGUAAGAGAGGAUAAAACGAGUUGUCAGCGACGGUCCGCGGCCCUCUUCCUGACCACCUGACCAUACACACAUACACAACCCGUCCCAAUGCCACCAUGCCCAUCAUCAGCAACGCUAACCAUGACUUCACCAACUACUCGGUCAGCAGUGACAACAGCAGUCUGGACCGCUUCUUCACAGAGAUCCCAGAGACAGAGACAGUCAAGGGAGUGUACUAUCAGAGUGCCCAGCUGCUCCGCAACGACCCCAACGGGGCCUGGCCCUCUGUCGACCACACCCUGCAGGCCUUGAUCAAUGUAGGGGGUAACCGCUACACGUUCCCCUGGACCACCCUGGAGCAGUUCCCUCUCACCCGGCUUGGGCAGCUUCGUCUCUGCUCCAGCCCCGAGGACAUCGCCAGCCUCUGUGACGACUACGACGAGACCCAGAGGGAGUACUUUUUCGACCGGAACCCCACAGCGUUCCGGGUCAUCUUGAACUUCCUGGCGGCCGGGAAGCUCCGCCUCCUGCGGGAGCUGUGUGCGGUGUCACUGCACGAUGAGCUGGACUACUGGGGGGUCGACCCCGCCCACAUGGAACGCUGCUGCCGCCGGCGCAUGUUGACACGUGUCGAGGAGGUGGCGGAGCGUGAGCGUAAGGAGGAGGAGUGGAGACAGAGGAGGAUGAAGCUACAGAGGCUUCCCCUGUUGGCUGAGACUGAGACGGGCUACCGCAGGCUGAUGAGCAGGUUGAGAGAGGUGGUGGAGAACCCCCACUCUGGCUUGGCAGGGAAGAUGUUCGCCUGCUUCUCUGUGAUCAUGGUAGCUGUGACAGUCAUCAGCCUCUGUAUCAGCACCAUGCCUGAUCUACGCCAAGAGGAGAGCAAGGGCGAGUGUUCCCAGAAGUGUCGUCACAUGUUUGUUGUGGAGACGGUGUGCGUAGCCUGGUUCUCCUUGGAGUUCAUGCUGCGGUUCCUCCAUGCUCGAUCCAAACUAGAAUUUGCCCGUGGGCCCCUGAACAUCAUUGAUGCUGUGGCCAUCCUACCCUACUACAUUUCUCUGGUGGUGGUGGAAAACAACACUCUGGAGGAUGGCAGUGCAGGAGCAGGUAGGGGGUACCUGGACAAGCUGGGUCUGGUCCUGCGGCUGAUGCGUGCGUUGCGUAUCCUGUACGUGAUGCGGCUGGCGCGCCACUCCCUGGGCCUCCAGACCCUUGGCCUGACCAUGCAGCGCAGCACCCAAGAGUUCAGCCUCCUCCUGCUCUUCAUCACCGUCGGCAUGGCCCUCUUCUCUCCCAUGGUGCACCUGGCCGAGAGCGAGCUGGCGCCCAACGCUGCCACCGCGCCCCAGCACAGCUUCAGCAGCAUCCCAGCUUCCUAUUGGUGGGCCAUCAUCUCCAUGACGACCGUGGGCUACGGGGACAUGGUGCCGAGGAGCAUCCCGGGUCAGGUGGUAGCGCUGAGCAGCAUCCUGAGUGGAAUUCUCAUCAUGGCGUUUCCUGCUACUUCCAUAUUCCACAUGUUCUCCAGGAGCUACCAGGAGCUGAAGCUGGAGCACGAGAGGCUGUGGAAGGAGGAGACGGGGGCCGCUCUGGCCGCUGACAACCUGGAGAACAGGAGGGAAAGGGAGGUGGAGAGGGAGGCGGAAGUAGAGAUGAAGGCGGAAGCUGUCGCGGAAACGGACAGCUACUGGCCCAGACGCCGAGACUUUGUGGAGUCUCUGUGCCAGUCCCCAGGCUAUGCUCCCGGCUUGGGGGGGAACAGAGGGGUGAUGGGAGGGAUGACAGAGGGGCAGCAGGCUAUACUCCCGGCUGGGGGGAACAGAGAGAUGAUGGGAAGGAUGACAGAGGAACAGCAGGCUAUACUCCCGGCUGCAGCAUUCUGAUCUGAAGAAGGAUACCAGACCUGAUGCUAACUCCUACAUUGUAAAAAGUGGGAUGACACUGUUGUUCAUCUGAAUUGCCUUUUCUGAUUGGUAUAAUAGAAAAUUAGGCUUUGGUUCGUUCAACUUGUUCUAUGCUAUUUUUCUGAAAUCAAAUAACACAUUUGAGAGAUCAUCUUCUUUUUUCAAUCUUGUCUCAUCGCUGCAACUCCCCAACGGGCUCGGGAGAGGCGAAGGUGGAGUCAUGCUUCCUCCGAAACUUAACACCCGCCCACUUAACCGAGAAGCCAGCCGCACCAAUGUAUCAGAGGAAACACCGUUCAACUGACGUCCAGGGUCAGCCUGCAGGCACCCGGCCCACCACAAGGAGUCGCUAGAGCACGAUGAGCCAAGUAAAGCCCCGCCGGCCAAACUCUCCCCUAACCCGGACGACGCUGGGCCAAUUGUGCUCUGUCCUAUGGGACUCCUGGCCACGGCCGGUUGCGGCACAGCCCGGUCAGCCUCUAGCACUGCGAUGCAGUGCCUAAGACCACUGCGCCACUUGGUCUGUGAUUUUCUUUAAUUGAAUGAAAUCGAUAUUCGCAUUAAAUAAUGGUGGGUGCAAUGUAGCGGUGGCAGCCUAUCAGAAGAGAUCAGAAUGUAGCCGUGGCCUAAUGGGGGGCGUGGUUUUCAGUUUGUUAAUUUUGGCCACCCGUGAGAGUGAAUGUCAUUCUAGGUAAUGUGUUCUGUUUUUAAAAAAACAUUUAUAUAUUCACUGCCGUCACGGAAGCUGAAAUGAUAUCUACAUUUAUUUUAUUUUAAUUUAACCAGGCAAGUCAGUUAAGAACAAAUUCUUAUUUUCAAUGACGGCCUAGGAACAGUGGGUUAACUGCCUGUUCAGGGACAUUUGUACCUUGUCAGCUCGGGGGUUUGAACUUGCAACCUUUCUGUUUCUAGUCCAACGCUCUAACCACUAGGCUACCCUGCCGGCCCGUACAUAAGUACAUAAGUACUGUGAUACUAAAGAGCCUGGAAAGGUUCCCGUUGACAAGAUGGUCACCAUUUGGUUACGAUAUUGUAACCAGUAAAUGUGAAAGAUUAAUUUAAAGAACGUGUUUGGAGUCAUUACUUCAUGUUAUGAAACCAACUUAAUACCUUGAGUAGCCCUUUACACUCGUACCUGUAUAUGGAUUCAAAAUGGCAGAUUCGGAAACUAAUAAACACCUUUAAUUGGAACGCAGAGGCUGUACGGUAACAUGCUAUACAUGACGUCAGAGCUCAGUGGCUGUACGGUAACAUGCUAUACAUGAUGUCAGAGCUCAGUGGCUGUACGGUAACAUGCUAUACAUGACGUCAGAGCUCAGUGGCUGUACGGUAACACGCUAUACAUGACGUCAGAGCUCAGUGGCUGUACAGUAACAUGCUAUACAGGACGUCAGAGCUCAGUGGCUGUACGGUAACAUGCUAUACAUGACGUCAGAGCUCAGUGGCUGUACGGUAACGUGCUAUACAGGACGUCAGAGCUUUUUUGACUGACAGCCGUUCUGAAAUUGAGCACCGCACACGACAAGAAGUGGCCCCCAUCCCUCCCACUAAUUGGGCAACUUUUCCCAUUUUUUGUUGUCUGAGGGAAGGAAAUGUUGUAAAUCACGAGGGCUCAAUAUAUUUUUUGCAGAUUAGCCAUUGGAGGACUAGAAUAAAUACAACUUCGCCCGUCAUUCAAGAAACACCCUCAACAUGUGUACCUCACAUUUCCAUAUCAUAUACAGUUAUCAACGGUUAUGAUCACUAUGUUAGAUGUACAGUUACCAGAUGACAUGGCGUCAAACCCAGGGUUGUCCUGAACAGAAUGAGCCUGUUAGUUGUAUUGUUGUAUUGUAUACACAUCUGAAUCCAUUCCACCAAAACUACCAUCUGCUUCUCUGAAUAAUAAUACGUAUUUCUAUUGAACAUUUAUUUAACUAGGCAAAGUCAGUUAGGAACUAAUUAUCAUUUUUAAUGACGGCCUAGGAACAGGGGAACUGCCUUGUUCAGGAACCUUUCGGUUACUGGCCCAACGCUCUAACCACUAGGCUACCUACCGCCCCACUAAAAGCCAAACACUGUAACAUCGUAUUUUAUAAUUUAGCUAGUCAUGUUGGCAAUAGAACAAGCUCUGAAAUUAUGCCCACCUGACCCAGAUUCCAAAUAUAAUGAACCGUUUUGUGAUUGCGUAAACAACAACAGUAAUUGUGUAAAGGCAAUGAUGCCGGGCUGUGUUCCAAAGAACACAACUACAAGUUCGCUUGCUCUACUUCCUCAACGGCACAGCUAGCAGACCUCAAAAGCACUUUAUAGAUGACAACUCUUCUCUGACUCAUAAGCGUCCAUUGAAAUGACUUAGGAACUGUGUACACUUUGAAGAGGUGUGUGGCCACUUGGAGACACCAGUUAGACCUCUCACUCAAACCCUCGUCCACUUGGAGACACCAGUUAGACCUCUCACUCAAACCCUUGUCCACUUGGAGACACUAGUUAGACCUCUCACUCAAACCCUUGUCAUUUUUUGUCUUGUGUUGCACCUACCCCACAUUUUUCCAAGAAUAUUCUUAUCAUCAUGUUACUGAACGUAUUUUCAGAUUUCGUUGUGGUGAAAAGUACAGUCAAUGUAAAAGGCACAUCAAAUCAACAGUGUGAUAUUUUGAUUCGGGUCUUGUGUCAGGUGAACUGUUGUGUCCCCACCUUUAGUCCAGUCAUUUCCCCCAUUAAUCUCCACGGUUCCCUUUUCAUUUCUACCGUCAGGUUCCCUAUUUCUUCUGUGAGAACCAUUUCAAUUCAGCGCUAUCCGUAUAGGAAAAUAUGUGUAAAGGGGUUAAAAGGCAAUGGAUUUACUUGAAUGGAACACAAUUGAAUACAUUUGGAUAGUGAGAAAUCUACGUGGUACAACAUGAAAAAAUGGGUUGUAUAUAUAUAUAUAUAUAUAUACAGUGGGGCAAAAAAUAAAGAAAUCUUGCUUGUUUGUAGGUGACCAAAAUACUUAUUUUCCACCAUAAUUUGCAAAUAAAUUCAUUAAAAAUCCUA